Suillus fuscotomentosus is the source of this 1405-nucleotide messenger RNA. RefSeq lists its product as uncharacterized. Lineage: Eukaryota; Fungi; Basidiomycota; Agaricomycetes; Boletales; Suillaceae. The record is from RefSeq and is a predicted model, not a curated record. The transcript is spliced from 9 exons. The coding region runs from base 164 to 1336 and encodes 390 amino acids.
GCAUAGUUGCUCAUACUGUCAAUAGAUCGUUGAGCACGAUAGGCCAGGCGAGGCUUGCAUCGACGAUGAGUUCACCUCGCGUGAGAACGACAGGUUCGUUCUCCACGAUAGCAAAGGUUUCGAACCAGGGGAAGAAAAAAACCUCAAAAUAGUCCAAGAUUUUAUGGAACGUCGAAAGAACAUGCCAGAUUUGAAGGAUCAGCUGCAUGCUGUUUGGCUUUGUAUUCAGAUACCCCGUGCGGGCGGACGUUUGCUGGAGACAGGAACGGAGGAUUUCCUGAAAUCGAAACUUGAAGGAACCUUGGGAAACGUCCCCGUUAUCGUCGUCCUUACUAAAUAUGAUAUACUCGUCGAUCGCGUGGAGCGAACUCUAAAUGAAGCCUCUCUCGAUGGAUUGAGCGAAAAAGCUAUCCAAGAACUCGUCAAGGAAGGAGCAGAAACAGAGGUGCAGAACACCUGCAUCGGACCUCUCGAGGAAUUCACAGGGUCUGAUAUUCCCCAUGCCACGAUCUCCACCGCAAAAGGCUACAAGGAGACACUCACCGGCCUGAUCCAAAAAACUGAAACCUGUGUCAAUUUGCAUCUUGAGCCCGAUGCCGCGGUGAUGACCUCCGUCGCUCAGCGAGUGCAUCCUGGACUCAAAAUAAAGGCAUUGAUUAAGAUUGGCAAACAAAGAUAUUGGAAUGCGCUCAUGUCAUGCCCAACGUUCAAGAACAACCAGAUGAAGGAUUGUCUGCGUGUGCUUCAUAACGACAUUGUCGACGUGUGGAACUUCCGUGAUCCUCAUAAGUACUUGCGCAGCCAACAGUUCAGGGAUUUGAUGAUGACAAUGGUCGAUAACAUACAAGCUGAAUCCACCACCACGUCCAUGACAUUUGGGUCGUCCAUGUCCGGCCCUAUUGUGAGCAUGCUGGGCGCCUUAUCGGGACCUGCGGCUCCCAUCGUAGUACCAAUCGCAGCAGUCGCCGUAUUCGUCGCACAAUGGGUUUAUGAGGUAUACCAGAUAUCCGACGUGGUGCUUCAGCGCUUGAUGGCCUACAUCAUGCACUUGACGCUUGUGUUGCAGACACUUUUUUUCGUGUCAAAAAGCCGGGUACUCACUCGUAGGGCCAUCAAACUCGCGGUCAAAUCUUACCUCGCCUCCCCAAUAAAGGAAGAGGUUCUUACUCGGAUUCAGGAUUAUGUCCAGGGAUUGGCUAUCUUGGCACACGCGGAUAAGGAUAUCUUGGAUAAAAUCGAAGAGAUGAUGCAAUUUUACGAGAUGGAUGCGGCACAAGUGUCCGAGCUUGAGGCAAAAAUCCCCGAUGUAGAUUUGUUACCAGACGAGCCAUGGUAAAUUGAGAAGUCGUAGCGCUCGAUUGUUUCUUUCCUGGAUGGUUUUGGGCGUGGACGGUAUCUGAGUGUU